GAAAUGGGCUUAUUUACACAAACACUCAAAAUGAUGCUUUCAACUCCAGCUCCAUUUCAGAGAUGCACAGACAGGGUUCAGUGCAUGGGAUUAGCAGCAGCAGCAGUGAGGAGGACUCAAGAGUGAGCACCCUGGUUAGCCCAGCCAGAUGAUGCCAGUGACUCACCAAAGAAGUCUUCACGGUGGCCACCUCCUGGUUUCUCCUGCUGGGCAGGAAACCUACUGCCUGGCAAAUGCCUUCCUCCUUCCACGUUUCCUACCCCCCCAACCUCCCACCAAAAAUUUUCAUUCUGUGCAGGGAUUGCCUCAUUCACCUGGUUGGGAAACCAGAAGCUGUGGCAACUGGGGAAGGGAGGAGCUAUCUCUGCAUGGCCCAUGGCCCUGGCAGCUGGCCAAAACCUGGCUUGCUAUAAAAGGGAGCCGACACUGAGCCCUGCACGUCUUCUGUCAACUCUGUUUCAGGGAGACCUGGUGGGGCAGAUCCUUGGGCACCAUGCUGACGGAACUGGAGAGUGCCAUGAACUCCCUCAUUGAGGUUUACCACAGGUACUCCCUGGAGAAGGGGAAUUACCACGCCCUCUAUAGGGAUGACUUGAAGAAAUUGUUAGAGACAGAGUGUCCUCUGUACAUGAAGAAAAAGGAUGCAGAUACCUGGUUCAAAGAGUUGGAUAUCAAUAGUGAUGGUGCAAUUAACUUCGAGGAGUUCCUCAUACUCGUGAUAAAGGCUGGCGUGGAUGCCCACAAAGAAAUCCACAAAGAGUAG
Molecule: messenger RNA, 763 nt
Organism: Odobenus rosmarus divergens (Pacific walrus)
Lineage: Eukaryota; Metazoa; Chordata; Mammalia; Carnivora; Odobenidae
Gene: S100A8
Product: S100 calcium binding protein A8
Exons: 3
Coding region: 494-763 (89 amino acids)
Biological process (GO): neutrophil aggregation; response to lipopolysaccharide; neutrophil chemotaxis
Cellular component (GO): cytoplasm
Molecular function (GO): calcium ion binding
Source: RefSeq, a predicted model, not a curated record